Messenger RNA from Euleptes europaea (tarantolino), 1767 nucleotides. It is a transcript of the gene PKMYT1, whose product is annotated as protein kinase, membrane associated tyrosine/threonine 1. Bases 1 to 1767 code for a protein of 588 amino acids. Gene Ontology annotation, biological process: protein phosphorylation. Gene Ontology annotation, molecular function: ATP binding; protein kinase activity. The record is from RefSeq and is a predicted model, not a curated record. The transcript is spliced from 7 exons. Lineage: Eukaryota; Metazoa; Chordata; Lepidosauria; Squamata; Sphaerodactylidae.
AUGCCAGUACCUCUGGACAGUGCAGGGGCAGAGUCCCAGCUGAGUCACACUCCUCUGCCGGUGCCUGCCUUCUUCCGUGAAGCGGAAUGCAGCUUUUCCGUCAAGAAGGCCCACCGGCCAUUCAGCUUCACCCUCCCUCCGCGGCCACGCCACAAGAGCACGCUGUCCGUGAGCCGGGUUUUUUCCGAGCACCGGCUUCAGCCAUGGACCCAGCCCCAUCCGCGCAGCGUGUCCUUUCAUGGCGCACAGAGGGAGCCGCCAUCUCUGCACAGUCGCCCCUAUGAUGCUUCCAAGAAAGAGCUGUUUUUCAGGCAGUGCUUUCAACAGCUGAGCCGUCUGGGGCGGGGAUCAUUCGGUGAAGUGUACAAGGUGCGCUGUAAGGAGGAUGGGCGGUUGUACGCAGUGAAGCGUUCUGUGGAGCCAUUCCGGGGCGAAGGUGACCGGCAGCGCAAAUUGGCUGAGGUGCGCAAGCAUGAGCGCGUGGGCCACCAUCCCAACUGUGUGAGCUUCGUGCAGGCCUGGGAGGAGCGUGGGCAGCUUUACAUCCAGACGGAGUUGUGCCCAGGCAGCCUGCUGCAGCACUGCGAACAGCACGGUCCGCUCCCCGAAUGGCAAGUGCAGGCCUUCCUCUGGGACCUGCUGCAGGGACUGCGACACUUACACAGUCGCAACCUUUUACACAUGGACGUCAAGCCAGCUAAUAUUUUCCUCUCCUCUAACAACGUCUGUAAGCUUGGCGACUUUGGGCUGAUGCUGGAGCUGGACUCUGGGGAUCUGAACGAUGCCCAAGAAGGGGACCCUCGCUACAUGGCCCCUGAGCUGCUGCGAGGAGAGUACACCAAGGCUGCUGACGUCUUCAGCCUCGGCAUGACCAUUUUGGAGAUUGCCUGUAACAUGGAGCUCCCCAACGGAGGGGAAGCUUGGCAGCAGCUGCGACAGGGCUACCUGCCCCCUGAGUUCACAGCAGGUCUCUCUGGUGAGCUGCAGACUCUCCUCACAGCCAUGUUGGAGCCCAGCCAUCAGCUCCGGCCCUCGGUGGAGGCGCUGCUCAGUUCUCCCCUCAUGCAGAAGGCCGAGAGGCGGCGGAAGCUGACGCUGCUGGUGCAAUCCGGGAUCCAGCAAGGGGUUUCCAUAUGCCAGGCCCUCGUCAGGUUUGUGCAGUGGCUCUGGGGGACUGUGUGCAGCCCAGCUCACUGGCUACUGUUUUGGCAUCAGGAUGUUCCCGUCACACCUCCCCACUCGCCCUUCCCCUUCCCCCUGGAAGACAGCAGCCUCUCCAGCGACUGGGGCGAAGAGAGAGAUGAGGAUGAUGAGAGCCUUGGUGAGGAUGUCUUUGAGCUCACGGAGGCAUCUGGACGUCUCAACCAUACUUGUCCUGUGGAGCUGCGGCCUGCUGACAAGCUGCCGAGCUCCCCAGCGCUGAACAUAUGCCCCAGUGUGGGAAGCACCUCUACUCCGCGACACCCCUCACCACAGCAGACCGGUGAUGGAAAAAACAGGUCUCUGGCCCUCCAAGGGAGUCCCAAUCUCAGCCGCAUCAGCCAGGAGUCCCCCAGCGGCAGCCCCGCUUCAUCAGACUUGCUGCCUGUGAGCGGCCUGCGCCGCACCCUAGCUUUUGAUGACAAGGAAGAAGGUGGCAAGGAGCAGAGAGACCAGUGGGAAGCCGUGGUUUCCCAGUGCUCGAAUCAGUAUUCCGCUUUUGAGCCAAAAAACCUGCUCAGCAUGUUCGAGGACUCUGUGACGGCUGAGCAGAAGUGCCAUAGUUGA